ACCAGUUUCGAAUUAACUUUCAUCUGAAGCUGACGUCUCGCAUUUGCCACACUAUUAUUCAUAGUCUGUUGGCUUUGCCUUGGUGAUGUACAUAGAUCAAGUUGCGAUUGCGUGAAUUUUAUUCGAAUUGUACGAGUAUAAGCAACUUAAAAAAAAAAAAACCCUUUUCCUAUAUCGCGACUUAAAAACGAAUACGAAUACGCACCUGGAGUUGUCAUUCACACAACUAAACACAUAUCCCGAAGGAUGAGUUUCCGCAUCCCAAUAACCCUGUUUUAUUCACUCAACCAUGACAAGAGUUAGUGUAAGAAGCUCAACAUAAAAAUAAAAACAUAUUCGCUUUCUUCGAUUUAUCGUAACUACAUACUACGCGAGUAUAGCUCUAUCGGUCUUGUGAAACUAUAGCGAGGUCAGCAACAUAUUUAAAUUACAUUUGCAAAGAGAAAGGAUCGUUAUUUAUGUUGUUGUUUAAUAUUUUCAUAUAAUAUUGAUUGAAUUGUUGAAAAUUUAUUUGCGUUGGAGUGUUUCCAACAUUUAAAAUCGAUUAUCGCUAUUUUUCCAAAUGGGAAACACUUUAAUCUGGAGCUAAACAAAAGAGCUGAGUACCGAACUUGCUUUUGUUGUCUGUGGUCAUUUCGGUUUAUUUUUUUUUGUUUGUUUGUGUUUUCGGACCCUUUGUGGGUGUUUUGGCUAUUGUUGGCAGUUGGCAGUGUUUUAAUGUGUGUGUGUGUUUGUAUAAAUUAAAAUAAAUUAAGUGAAAAAUAUCUUAAACGAAGAAAUUUAUCCAUUUUGGUUCGCGGGUAAUAGUGUGGUCAAUUAAUUUCCCUCGUUCGUGAAUUUCAAGUUUCGUUUUGCGUGUAAACAAGCCACGACCAACGACUUGGACGACGACGACCCAACAGCCGUUGUUUAUUCAAUUUGGCAGUGAAAAUGCAAAAAACCGCUUAAGUUAAAUUAUUGCAAAAUAAUUAUUUUGAGAAAAUUCCAAAAAAAAACUCUUCUUUCGCGUUCAUAGUUCAACAGCUUUAUUGCAGUUGUAGUGUUCAGCUUUUGCUCGCGGUAUUGGAAUUAAACAGAAAUGAUGCCGAGUCAUCAGGCAGCCUUAUCUAAAUUGGAUACAAUAAGCUGCAAAAUACCAAGUGAAGAAAUCUACAGACAAUCUUCGAAUGGAUCUUCAAAAAUAUCUUCAAAUUGUUGGAAUAAAACACAGAAUAAUAAGGCCAACAACAAAACAAUACUGCCUGAAAAAUUGUUCCGCAUAAAUAUUAUGUUGCAUGCUUUGUUGAUAACAAUUGUAUUAUUAUCAUUGACACCACAUGUCAUUUGCCAAGUUUGUGGACCGCCAGCUGUUCCAUUAAAUGCGAAAGUCCAAACAGUGUCCGGUGAGAGUGGUGGUAUAUUAGAAGCAACUUAUGAAUGCGAUUCAGGUUAUGAGUUGUUUGGACCGCGACUCAUAAAAUGUGACCCGAAAUCUGGUUGGGAGAAGGAACUACCUUUUUGCGGAACAAAUGUUGCCUAUAGAAAACCUGUCAAUCAAAGUUCCUACACAAGAGCUGGUCCAGCUAGUUUUGCAAAUGACGGUAACCAAGGAAAUCAGAAUCCAGAUGGACAAGAAUGUUCUGAAACACAAAAAGAGCCAUCUCCAUGGUGGCGAGUAGAUCUGCUAACACCACAAGCAGUUCGUGUGGUUCGAAUAACUACCCGAGGUUGUUGUGGCCAUCAACCGUUACAGGAUUUGGAAAUACGAGUGGGUAACAGUAGUGCCGAUUUACAAAGGAAUCCCCUCUGUGCCUGGUAUCCGGGUACCUUGGAUGAGGGUAUAACAAAAACAUUUACAUGCGCACGUCAACUUGUCGGUCAAUAUGUCGCCAUUCAAUUGGUGGGCGUUGAAGGUAGCUUAAGCUUGUGCGAAGUCGAAGUAUUCACCAAUGAAGAAUUCUCCGUCGAUCGAUGUGUCAGCCCGAAUUUGAGUGUGGACACAGUUUUAUCGACUUUUGCAAAAACCUGUUAUGAGUUCCACGUCACUCGUGGCGAAAGUUUUGAAAAAGCUCGACAAAUGUGCAAAUCAACUGGUGGAGAUCUUGUGCAUGAAUUUCGUGGUCCAGCAAGUGAUUAUAUUCUCACAGAAUUGGAACGAAGAAAAUCCGAACUUAAAACUCAACUUGUUUGGAUUGGAGCCCAAAAAGAACCCGGUAUUACUUCUCGAACAUGGAAAUGGGUGAAUGAUGAAGUUGUGCUUAAACCUGCCUGGGGAAAGGACCAACCAAACAACUACAAUGGCGAACAAAAUUGUGUUGUCCUCGAUGGUGGAAGAAAUUGGCUAUGGAAUGACGUUGGAUGCAAUCUCGACUAUUUGCAUUUUAUUUGUCAACAUGCUCCCUUAUCAUGUGGUUCCCCAGAUUCGUUACAAAACACAACUGUUGUUGGUAAAAAUCAUACUGUAGGAGGCAUAAUUCAAUAUAACUGUCCAAAAGGCCAUGCUCUAGUCGGAGAAGAAACACGAAAUUGUCUCAAUGAUGGAACUUGGAGCGGAAAAGCUCCAACCUGCAAAUAUGUUGACUGUGGUCCUCUGGACAAACUCGAACAUGGAUCAAUUCUGUUAUCGGAGAAUCAAACCUAUUUUGGUGUUCAAGCCACAUAUAGCUGCCAUGAAAACUAUACCCUAAUUGGUCAUGAAAAUAGAACUUGUAGCCUCAAUGGCUGGACGGGAAAGAAACCAGAAUGUUUAGUCGACUGGUGUCCAGAACCACCACAAAUUCCUGGUGGUGUUGUAAAGGUUAGUGAUAAGAGAGCUGGCACUACUGCCACAUAUCAAUGUGAAACUGGAUAUGUUUUAGUUGGAGAACCAGUUAUUUCAUGCGGCCUUGGUGGUGAAUGGUCAAGCAAACCACCAUCUUGCAGAUUUGUAGAUUGUGGAGCUCCAGCCCGACCUGAUCGUGGAACAGCUCAUUUGGUCAAUUCUUCAACAACUGUUGGAACAAUGGUGAAAUACGAAUGUGAUGAUGACUAUUGGUUAGUUGGGCCAACCGACUUGAUUUGCACCAAAGAAGGAAAAUGGUCAGGAGAUGCUCCUGUUUGUGAAUUGGUAACUUGUGAUACUCCCAAUGUACCAGCUGGGUCAUAUGUUGUGGGAUAUGAUUAUAAUGUUCGGUCAACAAUCGAAUACCACUGUGAUCCUGGACAUGUGUUGAGAGGAAACUCCGUUUUGGAAUGUCUCGAAAAUGGUGAAUGGAACUCUGAGUCACCUUUCUGUGAAUAUAUCGAUUGUGGAGCAAUCACACCUCUUCCUUAUGGCAGCCACAAAUAUGUCCAAAACACAACUUACGUCGGGUCAGAAGUGGUGUUUAGUUGCUCCCCUUCGCAUAAACUUACAGGUGUACCAAAACGAACAUGUUUAGAGAGUGGCGUUUGGAGUGAUUCAACUCCCAAAUGUGAAGAAAUUCGUUGCUCUGAACCAGUGUUAGCUCCUCACAGUCUUCUCUCCGUGACUGGCAAUGAUCGGAUGUAUGGAAGAACUCUUAUUCGUACAGCUGAUUCAACUGCUAAUAGUGCCCAAACUUACAGGAUUGGAGCUCUUGCCAAAUAUCGAUGCGAACGAGGUUACAAAAUUAUCGGCGAAGCUUUGGUCACUUGUGAAGAUACUGGUCAAUGGAGUGGACACGUUCCGGAAUGUGUUUAUGUUGAAUGUGGACAACCCCUUAACAUAACUCAUGGAAAAGUCACUUUAGCUACCAAUGUCACUUACUAUGGAGCUGCAGUCUUAUAUGAAUGUGAUCACAACUUCAAGCUGGAAGGAGUUUCAAGACGUUUGUGUACUGAAGAUGGAACAUGGAGUCAUGAGACACCAAGUUGUAAUGAAAUCACUUGUGAUGAACCGGAUAUAAGCGAAAAUCUGAUUGUUGAUGCUGGAGUACGUGCAGUUGGUUCAGCAGCUUAUUUCAAGUGUCCUAAGGGACGAUAUAUGAUUGGCAAUGAUACUCGCAUUUGUCUUAAGAAUGGAAAAUGGACUGGAAAGUCACCGGUAUGCAAACCGGUCGAUUGUGGUCGGCCACUUCCAAUCGAGAAUGGUCGAGUGAUAGUUGUUAAUGAAUCCACAAUCUAUGGUGGAUCAGCUGAGUACCAUUGUAUUCCGAGCUUCAAUCGAAUUGGACAAUAUCUCAGGAAAUGUAUGGAAGAUGGCAAGUGGAGUGGUGAUGAACCACGAUGUGAAAUUGCCACAACCGAUACUCAAGAAAGUUCCGGUGUUGGAACUGGAAUUGCGAUUGGAGCGACAAUUAUCAUUGUUUUACUUGUUAUCAUUGGCUUGAUAUUUUUGCAUAGAAACAAAGCAAGGCCUGUUAAAAAUACAGAAAAUAUUCAAGCAGCUGAGUCUAAGGAAGACCGAAAUGCUGCAGUGAUGUCAUAUUCUACAUUGGAGGCUAACAAUAGAAUGCCUUUGGAUACAUCACCACCAGCGACGUUCAAUACGUUCCAUGGUGGAAGAGCCAAUGGAAAUGGCACUAAUCGAUCAACUGAAAAUAUUUAUGAUCAAAUUCCAAGUGAGCAAUUUUAUGAUGCUCCUUAUGAGAUGCGAACAAACGAAGAAGUAUACGAACCUGAACCUACAGCGAACAAUGUUAUAACAAUAAAUGGUAUUUCGGUUCGAUGAAAUCAAUACUAAACUAAUUAUGUUGUAACUUAAAUAAACAAUUAAUUUAGUUUAAAACUAUUUAAGAAAAAAAGAAUAUAAAAACAAAUGUAACAGACUCUAAGUUUGUGGCAGUGUGUGUUAUAAAUUGUUUGACUGAGCCAAAUUUGUUUUUAAGGAUUUUGUGACCAUAAAGUUAUCUUAAACUAAAAAUACAAUAUUGAAGAAUUGAAAAGUUUUGUAUAGAGCCAGGGGCUUAUCUUAAAAAAAAGAAAAACAUAAAAAAACGAAAGCAUAAAAAUAAGUUUUCGUAAAAAAAUCGACUAAACAUUUAAUUUAAUCUAAUUAAUAUAUUUUUAAUGUAAAUUAUGUAAAUAUAAUGAAGUGUGAUGAUUUUAUUUAAUAUAAUAUAAUUAUGAUAAUAAUAUGCCUAAAUUAUAUAACAUCUAACUACUCUAUGUUAUUAUAUUAUUUCUUUUUCGUUUAUUUUUUUUGUUGUUUGUUUUAAAAUUUAAAAUCGUAUACUUUUAUGUAUUGAUUUGUAAGUUUAUGUAUUUAUAUUAUUAAAAUAAGAAACACAAGAAAAAUGUUAACAAAAAACAUAUAAGUCAAAUUGAAAACUAUUUUUGUAUGAUGGGAAUUUAUUAAAUAAGCAAAAUGAAAAUAUAAAAUAAAAGAAAAAUUGAAUAUAAUAAUAAA
This is a messenger RNA of Eupeodes corollae, 5326 nucleotides long. RefSeq names its product sushi, von Willebrand factor type A, EGF and pentraxin domain-containing protein 1 (gene fw). Lineage: Eukaryota; Metazoa; Arthropoda; Insecta; Diptera; Syrphidae. The transcript is spliced from 14 exons. The record is from RefSeq and is a predicted model, not a curated record. The coding region runs from base 1079 to 4648 and encodes 1189 amino acids.